This is a messenger RNA of Amphiprion ocellaris (clown anemonefish), 1712 nucleotides long. RefSeq names its product glutaredoxin and cysteine rich domain containing 1 b (gene grxcr1b). Gene Ontology annotation, biological process: sensory perception of sound. NCBI's taxonomy places the organism in Eukaryota, Metazoa, Chordata, Actinopteri, Pomacentridae. Bases 128 to 592 code for a protein of 154 amino acids. The record is from RefSeq and is a predicted model, not a curated record. The transcript is spliced from 2 exons.
GCCAUUCUGAGCCGUCAAUGAGGAUUUUUUUGUUUGAUAAUUGCGCACUGCUCAUGGCUUAGGAUGAAAGAGCUCGUCUGGCUUCUCUGAAUGGGACGUGAAACAUGUUAGACAUUCUUGGGUUUCAAUGGAGGGGCCGAGAAUGAAACAGGAGAAGGAAAAGCCUGGGAAAACAGUCAGGUUCAGAGUAGCAUCUGCCAACAGCGGCCGGGUCUUGGCGGAGGUGUUCAAGGAUGAGAGGGUCUGGUGCGGCUCGGUGUCCGACUCGGUGGACUCGGACUGCACCAGCAGCCCGGAGGCCGAGCAGGGCGGCCCUCUGCCCACCAGUGAGGCCAACAGCCACCUGAGCGGCCUGCCGGUGGAGGCUGCCGCCGACGAGAACGGCUGCGAACCCGAUGACCUGCUUUUGUACGCCAGUGCCAAGAGGGAGAUGUUCUUCAGCAACAAGAGGAUCAACAUCUGCAGCAAGAACGGGACCAUACGAGGAGUGAGGAACAAGGUGAGCGCAGGCCAAGUGCUUUUCAACAACCUCUCCAAUGUGUACACGGGUUCCCUUCGUCAUCAGAAAAGGAGACCCUGGGAAAAGGAGUAACCCGUGUGAAAUUUCACACACUGUGGCCAACAGGGAGAAAAAGCCCUGAGGCUGAAGAUUGUCUUGCAGUUUUCUCUACACCAGGAUUCUUCACUUAAUAUACAGGUUAAAAACAUAUCCUUCAGUGACUCCUCUUUUAUUUUGAAAGCUUUACACAGCUUUAGUCUGUGCACAUUCAUGUUUUUAGAGUGAUCCCUCUGAUACGGAUAAAAAACAAUGCAGCAAAUAAUGCACAACAGCAUAGUUGUCGACACAUUUAACCCUCUGAAAUGAACCAGAUAAACUUUUCAUACCUGCUGCUAAGCCGUUUUACAUCCAUUUGUCUCAAUAAAGACAAUUAUACACAACUCAAACAACUAAACAACCUGAGGAGAUGCUGUGACACUUUAAAAGGGUUCUAAAAAGGCUUUUGUAUCAUUUUUUAAGAUGUUGUAAGCUUAAUUGUGACCCAGAUUUUCACAUGAUUUUGAUAUUUGGUGAGGUCUUUUCCAUGGCGUGUAGCUGAAUUAUGUGCAUAUGUGUUUUUUUUUGUAAGCAUUUUGUAACUCGACUGAAUGUGUUUCUUACUAUGUUGAACAUAUAAUUCACAUAUUCCGUAAAUGUUACCCAUACAGAACUUCAUCUGACUGUUUAUUGCUAUUGUACUGCACUAGAUUUUAUGCUUGAUAUAUGGGUUUGGAGACACUUAGUUCAAUACAUUUCACAUGUUGUAUAACAUAGUGUAAUAUUACCCCUGUGGCUGGUAGUAUCCAUGAUUAUUUAACAAGUAACUCAGAAUUGUACUGAUAAAAAGUAAUCAAUUACAUUUUUGCAAGCAUCGUACCAAAGUACAGUUCUGAAGUACUGAAAUAUAUUCUACUUUAUACUUCCACUUCAUUACAUUUUAGAGAGAAAUAUUGCACUUUGUUCUCCACUACAUUUAUCUUGCAGCUUUAUUUCUUUUAACCUUCCUAUUGUCCUCAUUUACAGGCACCAAAAAAUGUUGUUUCCUUGUCUGAAAAAAAAUCCAAAAAUUCAGCAAAAAAAUUCCCCAAAUUUCUGAAAAUUUGCAAAACCUUCAGGAAUAAAAUUCCAAAAAUUCCUUAAAAGUUUCCCUUAAAAGUUUUAUUUAAAAAAAAAA